Molecule: messenger RNA, 1603 nt
Organism: Dermacentor silvarum
Lineage: Eukaryota; Metazoa; Arthropoda; Arachnida; Ixodida; Ixodidae
Product: lysosomal protective protein
Exons: 11
Coding region: 171-1571 (466 amino acids)
Biological process (GO): proteolysis
Molecular function (GO): serine-type carboxypeptidase activity
Source: RefSeq, a predicted model, not a curated record
ACGCUGCUGCUGAGACUGCAGCCUCAGCAAGCAAAGAUACACCACUAGGAAGGAAGCCCCGUUGGCAACGAGCACCAAACUUAAAGACACGGAACGUCUUGGGUCGUCGUACCGUCUUCGCUACGGGCUCUAUUUUACUCAGACGACACCACACUUGUUUGGGGGAAAUAAUGUGCUUCGCUGCACUUCUUGGUGUCUGCGUGCUGCCACUCCUUACGCUGGCCUUUGACCCGUCUGACUGGGAAGUGACCCAUGUGCCGGGACUAAGUGAACCGGUGAACUUCAAGCACUACUCUGGAUUCCUGAACGCUGCCGAUGGUCGACAGCUCCACUACUGGUUUAUGGAGAGUCAACGGUCACCCGCCGACGAUCCAUUGCUGCUGUGGCUGACUGGGGGUCCCGGUUGCAGUGCGCUCUCGGCUGUGGCCACAGAGUCUGGUCCAUUCCGCAUAGGACCUCUUGGCGUAAACGUGACCAUAAACCCAUACAGCUGGAAUAAGGUCGCAAACAUGAUAUUCCUGGAAUCACCGGCCGGCGUGGGUUUCUCUUACGAUCCCACCGAAGACUACGCCACCGACGACACCAAGGCAACCGAAGAUACCUACCUGGCACUGUUGGAUUUUUUCGAAAAAUACCCUCAGUUUAAGAAGAAUGAUUUCUACGCGAUAGGUGACAGCUAUGGGGGCAUUUUCGUCUCUCUUGUCAUGCAGCGAAUUCUGAGAAAUCCACAAGGGCUGAAUCUCAAGGGUUAUGCCAUCGGAAACGGAGCUGUGGAUUUCAAACUGCACUUCAAGGCCACCAUAUUUUAUGCUAAUUAUCACAGCCUUUUGGGGCACGACCUCUGGGACAAGAUUACUUCGAACUGCUGUAACAACAGCAUCUCCGAGGAAACGUGCGACUUCUCAAUGGAUCCCGCGAAGCUUGCCUGCACUGUUCCGGUUUCCAAAGCCUACAGCAUUGUUUUCAAAAGCGGCUUGAAUUUUCAAAACAUCUACGAUUCAUGCAACCUCACAGAAGAAAGCUUGCAAUUUUCUACACUCCGCCCGGAGGUCACGCGUCAUUAUACAACGAACCAUAUACUGGGCAAGACGAUCGCUCAACAAGCCACGAACCUCGAAGUCAAGGAUGAAAACUGCUCUGUUAAUGAAGACAUGCAGCUCUUUUACAAUCGACGGGAUGUCAUCGAAGCUCUACACGUCAAUCAAUCGCCGCUGGAAUGGGUUCCAUGCGCGAAGGGACUCAAUUACACCACUCAGCACUGGACCAUGCGGGAAGUGAUUAGAGAACUGAUCGACUCUGGCAACCUGAAGACCCUCAUCUACAACGGCGACAUCGAUUUGGUCUGUACAUCUCUUGGCGGCGAGUGGUUUGUUCGCAGCCUGGGCGUCCAGCCCACUUCGGACUACAAGAUGUGGCAUGCUGGUCCCGUAAUCGCUGGGUUCGUCCAGACCUUCGACAAGAACGUCACUUUCGUCACUGUGAAGGGCGCUGGUCACUUGGUUCCAAAAGACAAGACUAAAGAAUCUCUGCACAUGAUUUCCGCCUUUCUUUCAGAUGCCCCACUUGAAUGAGAAAUAAAUACUCAUGGGAAGCCAAAAGUAUA